CCUUUGGCUGGCUGCCCGGCGUUGGCGUCCAGCUUCUCCAUCUUCCUCCACGGCGCCCAAGUUUUGCGUUGCCUAAGCCUGCCUUCCUGCCGUUUCUUUCUGUCGCCCGUCGUCUCCUCCUCCUCCUCUUCCUUCAGCUUUAACUCCGGUAAUAAGGUCGACGCGCGCGGCCGCGAGAGGAGGCUGAUCAGCCCGGAGAGACGAUCUCGUUCGAUCGAUCGAUGGAGUGCCUGCUUGGCUUGCUCAAGGUGCGCGUCAUGCGGGGCCUCAACCUGGCCAUCUGCGACCCGCUCACCCACAGCAGCGACCCCUACGUCGUCCUCCGCCACGGCUCCCAGAAAGUCAAGUCAAGUAUAAGAUAUCAUUCCAUCAACCCAGAAUGGAACGAGGAACUCACGUUAUCAAUCACAAACAUGAUGCUGCCUGUUAAAAUUGAAGUGUUUGACAAGGACACCUUCACCAAGGACGACAGCAUGGGCGACGCGGAGUUCGGCAUCCUGGACUUCGUCGAGAUCGCCAAGCAGGACCACAGCCAUCUCGGCGACGGCGCGGUGAUGAAGACGAUCCACCCGGACAAGGAGAACUGCUUCGCGGCGGAGAGCCACAUCACAUGGAAGGACGGCAAGGUGUCCCAGGACAUCGUCCUCAAGCUCAGGAACACCGAUACCGGCGAGAUCAUCCUGCACCUCCAAUGGGUUAACAUCCCAGGUGUCUCCCGGUGAUUCGCCGGCGGCGAGCUUAUAUAUAUAUAUACACACACAACACACACAUAUAUGUAUGUAUGUAUGUGUGUGUGUGUAAUAUACACACACACACACACAUGGCUGGUGUGGACACGGUCUAUGAGGUAUGAAAGAUAAGUAAAAAAAAAAAACAUCCUGAUGAGAUCAUGAGAUCAGUAGGAUGGGAUAAAAAUAUGUGAUGCUGAUAUGCAGCAGGCCUGUGCUACUGGGAGUAAUAUGCUUGUUUUUCAGUG
This is a messenger RNA of Oryza sativa Japonica Group (Japanese rice), 976 nucleotides long. RefSeq names its product protein C2-DOMAIN ABA-RELATED 5. The record is from RefSeq and is a predicted model, not a curated record. NCBI's taxonomy places the organism in Eukaryota, Viridiplantae, Streptophyta, Magnoliopsida, Poales, Poaceae.